Molecule: messenger RNA, 612 nt
Organism: Echinostoma caproni
Lineage: Eukaryota; Metazoa; Platyhelminthes; Trematoda; Plagiorchiida; Echinostomatidae
Source: the annotation of a GenBank genome assembly
CAAGAACUCAGCGCUCGAUUCUCAGCCGUUGCUCCUCGUCGUCCACCGAAUAACAACAUCAUCAACACCGCUAGCACUUCUGAAUCCACUUCGGUGGUGGAUCAAGCGAAACCUGCUCAACCGGUUCAUGGAACAACAACACUCAAGCCCAUCCCCAAUUCGCUCAUAUCGCACAUACCUAACAUUCAACCAAAACCAGUGGCAACACAUUUACCACCAACCUAUUCAGCAUGGCCCAGUACCGAUUCAAAGUCGACCAAAACGGGAACUGAGGUUCAUGCAUCAUCAUCGUUGUCCACCAUGACCGUGAUCGCCUCCAAUCCGAGCUCUUCGGAUGGGUCUAGUUCAUCGUUUUUCACCUCUCGACCUCUCAAUGAUCAUGCAGAUCGACCCUACCCUGCAUCAUACGGCUCUGCCGUCUCUACAUGUUCUUCUCGAAGUUCUUCGCUCGGGGAUCAUCGACCGUCAGGUGGUAGUCAAAGUGAAAUCAGUUCGAACGCAUAUGCUGGUUCCGCCGCAGCAGGAGUGCAGAGCGCUCUAAGAGAAACAAUGAAAAUAGCUGUAGAAAGUGAUCACACUGCAUUCAUCGACAGUGGUGUGCAAUUGUCUUGA